CACAUGCUCUCUGCGUCCUUUUCGUUAUUCCAAAACCUAGGCUUCAAUAAAAACCAUAAAAAAAUGGCGAAAAAAAUUAAUAAAAGAAGCCUUUUUUUUUUAAUGCAUUAGAGUGUUGUUUCCUCUGUGUUUGGAGUUAUUUUUAUGUAUACAUUUCCACUGACAUUCUACAGAUCUUUGACUGAGUUGGGGUUUUCAUUGGUUCUGCAUUCUGAUUUCUCAAUACCCAUUAUCACCUGGUGGACAUUGAGUAAUGAGCUUGUAGGAGAUUUAGUUGGUUAUUGAGAUGGACAAGAGGAAUUGGUUGUGGAAAAGGCGAUCUUCUGAGAAGAGCAUUGGUGAAACUGAGAGUUCUGGUUCAUUGUCUUCACAUUCAGAGAGACACUCUGAUGAGCAGGAUCAAACUCCAGAUAACGACAACCAGUUACCGGAAGUAACCUCAAAAGUUGCAACUAUUGGUCAUGAAGCCAAGGAAAGUCCAAAGAAGUUGAUAGAAAAGCUAUCAGCUGCUCUAGUUAAUGUUAGUGCAAAAGAAGACUUAGUUAAGCAGCAUGCUAAAGUGGCAGAAGAAGCUGUUGCAGGUUGGGAAAAGGCAGAAAAUGAGGUUGCAGUUCUAAAGCAGCAACUUGAGGCAGCUGUGCAACAGAACUCGACUUUGGAUGUUCGCGUCAACCAUCUUAAUGGUGCUCUCAAGGAAUGUGUCAGACAGCUGAGACAAGCUAGAGAUGAGCAAGAUCAAAGAAUUCAAGAUGCAGUGGUAGAGAAGGAAAAAGAAUGGGAGUCUGUAAAAGCUGCACUUGAAAAUCAGCUACUUGAGCUCCAAACACAAGCAGAGGCUAGUAGAACUGGUUCUCCUGUUUCUACUGAUCCGAAUGUUCUUGUCAGGCUCGAGUGUCUAGAGAAGGAGAACACAGCUCUCAAACUUGACCUUUCAUCUCAUUCAGAGGAGUUGCAAAUUAGGAGCAUAGAGAGGGACUUGAGCAACCAAGCAGCAGAAACUGCUAGUAAGCAGCAGUUAGAGAGCAUAAAGAAGGUGACCAAGCUUGAAGCUGAGUGUCGAAGACUACAAGCCUUGGCUCGCAAAUCAUCCCUACUCAGUGACCAAAGAUCUUCUGCUGUUUCAUCUUUCUCUGUUGAGUCCUUCGCCAAUAGUCAAUCCAGUAGUGGAGAUCGACUGAAGACAGUCGACACUGAUAGCCACAUGCUGCGCAAACUGGAAACAAGUGAAUGUGAUCAUAGUUGCUCUGAUUCAUGGGCAUCAGCACUAAUUACUAAGCUCGAUCAAUUUAAGCACGACAAAGCUAUGCCUAAAACUCUUGCUGCCCGGUCUUUGGAAAUUGACAUGAUGGAUGACUUCUUGGAGAUGGAGAGGUUCGCUGCAGUAUCUGAAACUGUGAAUAAAGCCUCUUCACUUACAUCUGAUGCUGUUGCCGAUGACUCAUCAAGUGAAGAGAAUCCCCUGGCAGGAGAAUGUGAGACCCUUUCACAAAGGGUGGUUGGAUUAGAGCAAAAGCUGGAGAAGAUUGAAGCAGAGAAGGCUGAACUGGAAAAUGCUUUAAGUGAGAGCCAAGAUGCCCUUAAGGUGUCCGAUUUGCAGCUUAAGGAUGCUCAAAUCAAGUUAGAAGAGCUGCAGAAGGAGCUAGAUGCAGUGAAUGAGUCAAAAGAGUUGCUUGAAUUUCAACUUUUUGGCAUGGAAGUAGAAGGAAGGACUAUGUCUGCAAACAUUGCUUUUUUAAAGACAGAAGUUGAAAGAGAACGAUCCUUGUCAUCUGAUAAGGAAACUAAGUGCCAGGAAUUGGAACAUGAACUACAAAGAAAAUCCCAGGAAUUUGAACUUCAACAAGCUUCUAGUUCAAAUGGUGAAUUGAAAAUAAAGCAGGAGGAUUUAGCUGUAGCUGCUGACAAGCUUGCAGAAUGCCAGAAAACAAUUGCAUCCCUUGGGAAACAGCUUCAAUCACUAGCCACUUUAGAAGAUUUCUUGAUAGACACAGCAAAUCUUCCUGGAUUUUCUGGGGAAGGAUCAGUUGUGGCUGGAGCUAGUGGAGAGGAAUGGAAGUUACAUGUAAACGAGACAUUUUCCCGAAAAAGCAAUUCAGAUUCUCCAAAGAUUGAGAAUUCUAGUCAUUCUAUGAACGGAAAUGAAGGAGAAUCAUCCUCUUCUUCGUCAUCAUCAUCUACUUCAUCAGCUACUCAAGUGACAACUUCUAAAAGUAGAAACGGUUUUGGAAAGUUGUUUUCUCGAAGUAAGAGUGGAAUUCAGCUCUAA
Molecule: messenger RNA, 2266 nt
Organism: Solanum dulcamara
Lineage: Eukaryota; Viridiplantae; Streptophyta; Magnoliopsida; Solanales; Solanaceae
Product: filament-like plant protein
Exons: 5
Coding region: 287-2266 (659 amino acids)
Source: RefSeq, a predicted model, not a curated record